AUGUCCCCUCGGCCGCCAGCUACUGCGCAAGGAGGGCCACGCCAUGGCAAGCACCUCUCCCUGCAGGGCGACUACCUCCUGGGACGCCACGGCGACCUCGACCUCGACCUCGUCCCCCAGCUUCCGGAAUGUUCCAGCCUGCUCUCGGAGGGCAGCAACGCAUCGGACGCGUACUCUGACCCUUCCUCGGAGCCUCCGAGGCAUCAGGGCACCAGCUCUGGAUACGCGACGCUGAAGCGCAUCGGUGGUGCUGACACCAGCGGUACCGGCGCCGUCGCUCCCGGUUCUGGUCCUGGUUCUGGCAGCCUGCUGGUUCUCCAGAUGGAGCACGAGCGCGAGAGGGGCAACCUGAGCCGCUGCUUGACGCUGGCGCGCGAGAGGGAGGCCCUGGAGCGCGAGUUGAGGAAGUACGCCUCCGACAGGCACUCCCUCGCCGUCAGAGACCCCCACCACCAGGAGGACCCGGAGCUGGUGUGGAAGACGCGCGAGGGAGCCUCUCCCAGCAGUGGCCUCCACUCCAGCAGGGGGCGCUAUUCGCCGGGGACCUCUGGCCGAGGGAGCACGCGGCCCUCCUCCAGCAUCCUGUGGGAGACCAGCCCUCUGUCCUCUCCCACGCGGCUGGUCCCGGUCCAAACGCACGGAGCGGACGAGGACUGGACGGGGCCGGACGGCGAGCGAGCCAAGCGCUCUCCGCUCUGCGAGUCAGAAGCUGACUUGUCCCCACGGGAGCAGCACAGGAGGGGCGUCCGGCAGGGGUCAGAGCUGCGCGGCACGUGCGUCUCCCCGGAGAGGCUCUCGGUGGCCGGCUCGCAGAGCCGAGGCUAUCAGGAGGAGGCCGCCACCGCAGAGUGCGUCGCUGGCACACACACACGCACUGGUGCGGCAGAGACUCAGGAGAGUGCAGUGAACGUUGUCCCUGACGGCCCAGACGAGUGCACUUUCAUAGAGAUGAGCGUCGAUGGCCCCGAGAUUGAGAAGCGAUAUCACACCAUCGCUGCCGACCGACGUGGAGGCAGACACACACACACACAUUGGGACACACACACACACACGCCGCAGCAGCAGCAGCAGCAGCUACAGCGGACGGAUGCACACACACGCUGGGAGAGAGAGGUGUCCAGUGCCCAGCCGAGCCGGACACUGUCCCACUUGAACGUGCUUCGGCCUGACCUGAGGAGGACGGGCAGCCUGGGGGGGUCCCAACGCUGGCACGGGCACCAGAGCACCCAGAGUCUGGACUACCGCAACAGGGGCGAGUUCCUCGCGCCCGACGCCUGGGUCCACUCCCUGAACCAGGGCAGAGCCAGCUCCGCUGUCCCCUUCGCAACCUACCCGCAGCGCGAGGACCAGGACCAAGACCAGGACCAGGUCCAGGUCCAGGGGCAGGAGUUCAGUGGAGAUCCCUGUAGGGGGACCCCAAAUGCCCACUCGAGGAAUGCACCGACUCCCCAGCUCAGAGAGACACCAAGCACCCCUUGCAAGGGCCCCCAAAGCCCCCCACCCAGGGGUGCCACCCCAAACCCUUCUUACAGGGAUGCUGUGAACUCUCCAGACCAAAGGCCUGACCCUCGGCGUCAGGCGUCCACGUUCCCCAAGGAGUUCAUGGGAAACCCACGCUCCCCAGACCCAAAGUCGAGAGGCAGUCGCCCACGAGAGAGGAGAGAGGGGUACCCCACACCUGACAGAGGAACCUCCCCACCACAGACGGGGUACCCCACACCUGACAGAGGAACCUCUCCACCACAGACGGGGUACCCCACAUCCGACAGAGGAACCUCUCCACCACAGACGGGGUACCCCACACCCGACAGAGGAACCUCUCCACCACAGACGGGGUACCCCACAUCCGACAGAGGAACCUCUCCACCACAGACGGGGUACCCCACAUCCGACAGAGGAACCUCUCCACCACAGACGGGGUACUCCGCACCUGGCAGAGGUCGCCAUCCCCACCGGAGAGCGCUUUCCCCUCUUGUCAGAAGCAGCUCCCCGCCCGAGAGUGGACUCCCGCUGUCCGACAGACGGAGUCGUCCUCCUUCAUCUGAUGGAGGGCAACCCCAGCCUGGCAGCACAGGGGAGACGUACGGCUGGCAUCCCGCCAGCUGGGUUCCCCUGCCGGGCAUGGUGCCAGGCAAGGAGAAGGGCAGAGGUCCAGCGGAGGUGAAGGAGAAGGAGGAGACGCGGGAGGAGAGCCAGGAGGUGGACGCUGAGAUCCGAGGGUACCGCAACAUCGCCGCGGAGACAGAGGAGCGUUACCGUAGCUACGCCAGCCAGAGCAGUGGCCGCGGGAGCCUAGACCCCCCCAGUAGCCUGAGUCCACCCCCGACCAGCUCACCUGAGACCACGGAGGAAAGCGAGCACGAGGAGAAGGGGCUGCGGAGGAGAGGGAGCUCGGUGGAUGAGAACUACGAGUGGGACACACACUAUGUCCCCAUGAAAUCUGUCUACGUGAAACCAGGACAGGUGCAGCUCGGCCCCGAGGGAGAGAGCAGGGGUCAAGGGGUCAGAGAUCACCUCUGCAAACCUACUGCGGAGUUGACCAGCAAUGGAGGAGGAGCAAGAGGCAUGUUCCCGUCCAUCAGACUGCUGAAAUCAGGUGGGAGUUUCUACUGCGCUGGCCUCCCCCAUCACCGCAGUGCUGAGUUGGACCCAGAGACCGUGCUGUUCUGACAGCUCCUCACCGAAGCCUCCUCAUUCUCAUAGUCUCUCUCUCUCCCUCCCUCCCUCUCUCACCCUCUCUCUCUCUCUCCCUCCCUCUCUCUCUUCUCCACGUUCUCUCUUUUGUUUCUGCUCCUCUCAUCUCUUCUUCCCUCUCUCUCUCUCCAUCUUUCCUCUCCCUCCUCUCUUCUCUGUUAUUUGUGGUCUUAUCACGCUCAUCUUUAAGAGCGUAGCAUUAUCUCUUUCUGUCCAUCUUAUCGCCUUUUUCUGACUUAAUGAUAAAAUGUUCCCCCUGAAGCGACGGAAAAUUACAAGCUAAAAACUUGAGAUUGGUCACAGCCAAGCAGUGUAAUUGGAUGUGCUGAGCAUGCUCCACCUGUUGAGAAGAGGUCAUGACCCCCAGCGUCGUCCAAUCACAGAGGAGCUGGACUCAAAGAUGAACUGAUGCGGUAUCCAAUCACGGAGCAGCUGGACUCAGUGAGGGUGAUGUGAUUGGUCACCCCCAGGGAACCAGCCCAAAGAGCGACUGGCUCUGGGACAGACUCACCCCUGUUCUGGCCCUGAUGCGGCAGCUGCCUGACAAUCAUGCGUCAGUGACAGGCACACACAUACACACACCAGCUGAACUGAGAUCAGCCUGAUUUCCUGAGUGCAUCAGGCCAGGGGUUUUGCAGAUCACAAGUGUGUGUUUAUGUAUUUCUCAUUACGUAGUAUAUAGUGGUGGGCAAGAUAGUGAGAGUGGGUGGAGGUUUAGAGGUGUAGUUCACAAGUCAUGUAAAUAGCAGCUCUGUUGAAUAUGAUUUAGAGGUGUUGUCGGGGAAUACCUUCUGAGACGCAGCUUGUGGUCCUGGUAAUUCUAUUCCAAUUCCAUGUCUUUAUUUUUUAUUUUCUGUGGCCUGUGUCAUUUCCUCAUUACUGUCUCUCCAUUCCUCCCUCCAUCUCUCUCUUUUUCUCUCUCUCACUCUUUCUCCACCCCCCUCUCUCUCUCUCUUGGCAGCUUCUUCUCCCACAUGUCAACAUCUUGUUGACAGUUUUAAGCUGUGUGCUUUGGCAGAGGGGAUUUUGCUAAGUGAGUUUGAUUGGGAUUUAAUUAACCAUUGUAGCCAUUUAAUGAGAAACCAUGUAUGAAAUGAGUUCCGAUUUUCUUCUCGAGUGGUAGAAAUGCCUUUGACCUUCAUCAUGUUCCAGCAGGAAAUUGGGACUGUGAAGCAUGUCCUCACAAUCCAGGGGUUAAUGAAUAAGAAAAACCCUCAUUCACUUGUUUAGAGUCAGCUGGAAAUUCACUGUUUUUUUUUUUUCAUAUGUUCUGUUUUUUUCCUCCCUCAAAUGCCAGUUCAUAAAAUGAGCUACAAUGAUAAAAAAAAAUACUUAAAUAAUACAUUUUGAAUGACUACAUGUAUAAAGCACCACAAAAGGAAAAAAAGUGAAUUAUGCAAGUGUAAAUACAGUAUGAACAAUAUCAGAGCAGCCUUUUAUGAUAUUAUGUUUUGUGAGGUUUUGUUGAAUUUUACACAAAACGUACACAGCCCUGAAAUAUAUGUUCCCCAUAGUGUAGUUCUUAUUUAGUUAAUCUAACUUUAAAGUUUUGUUUUUUGUAGUCACCAUUCAUGUGUGGCUGAACAUUCAGAGCCUUUGUCCUAUGCAGUACAGAAACGAAGUGAUGUGUGAAAACCAAAGCCAUUUAAAACUCAAAACACAAGUGCUCCUGAGCUUUAUUUUAUUUUCCAAAUGAUCAAGAAUUGAUGUAGUUGCUAUCGAUGAUCCUUACGUGUUUUCACCUCUGAGGAUGAGAGCAGAACAUGAGUCAAACGUUGUCAGCAGUUUACCCAAAUGAUGAAGUUGUUAUUCUAACAGAUACUGCUCAGAGGUAGGGUUGCAUCAUUUUGCAUUUCAUAUAAGAACUAUUUUUAAACAGAAAGGGUUCAGAGUCGCUCAUGGGCCCCAUUUUCAAAGUGAUGUUUUUAAGAGCAGAACUAUGUUUCUCUAUGUGAUUGGUUAUCAUUUGCUUAAAUUGCUGUUGAAUUGUAUUUUAAUAUGUAGAUUGUAUUUUUUCAUACAGUAUGGUUGUCUGUUCUAAUCUCAAUAAAAAUAAAUGCUAA
Messenger RNA from Alosa alosa (allis shad), 4757 nucleotides. RefSeq lists its product as uncharacterized. NCBI's taxonomy places the organism in Eukaryota, Metazoa, Chordata, Actinopteri, Clupeiformes, Clupeidae. The transcript is spliced from 4 exons. The coding region runs from base 1 to 2670 and encodes 889 amino acids. The record is from RefSeq and is a predicted model, not a curated record.